Messenger RNA from Xylona heveae TC161, 1212 nucleotides. RefSeq names its product 4-hydroxyphenylpyruvate dioxygenase/T-cell reactive protein. Lineage: Eukaryota; Fungi; Ascomycota; Xylonomycetes; Xylonales; Xylonaceae. The record is from RefSeq and is a predicted model, not a curated record. The transcript has 4 exons. The coding region runs from base 1 to 1212 and encodes 403 amino acids. Gene Ontology annotation, molecular function: 4-hydroxyphenylpyruvate dioxygenase activity. Gene Ontology annotation, biological process: L-tyrosine catabolic process.
AUGGCCCCAUCAGUCAUCGAGCCCAGCAUCAUAACCAGCAACGGUACAACGCUGCCUCUCUCGAGCGCGCCCAAUGACCUAGACGCCGCGAGGUCAGCGAGAAGCGGAUACCAGCGAUUCGGACACGUGCUAUGGUACGUGGGCAACGCAAAGCAAGCGGCGUCCUACUACGUGACGAGAUUCGGCUUCAAGCUGGUGGCGUACCGGGGCCUCGAGACCGGGUCGCGCCAUAUUGCGAGCCAUGUCGUGAGUAAUGGCGCCGUGACAUUUGUUUUUAGCUCGCCGUUACAACAAGAAGAAGUGGCAGAGAUAUACGCCCACCUCGAACAACACGGCGACGGGGUCAAGGAUGUCUCCUUUGAAGUCGACGACGUCGAAGCCAUCUACUCGCAGGCCAUCCAGCGAGGUGCCUCCGGCGCGGCCGAGCCCACGACUAUCACAGACGAACAUGGCACGAUUGUGAUGGCUAGUAUCAAAACGUAUGGCGAUACGACGCAUACCCUGAUUGACCGGUCACGAUACCGGGGCGUGUUUCUUCCCGGCUUCAAGCGUGUGCAGGCUUCUGAUCCGUUGAACGAGUUACUUCCGGAUGUACCCCUCGAAGCCGUAGAUCAUUGCGUGGGCAAUCAGGACUGGAACCAGGUCGAAGCCGUGUGUGACUAUUACGAAAAAUGUCUCGGCUUCCACCGCUUCUGGUCCGUCGACGACAAGGACAUAUGCACAGACUACUCCGCGCUGCGCUCCAUCGUCAUGGCCUCGCCCAACGAGCUCGUCAAGAUGCCGCUGAACGAGCCGGCGCCGGGAAAACGCAAGUCGCAGAUCGAAGAAUACGUCGAUUUCUACAACGGGCCGGGGGUCCAGCACAUUGCGCUGCGCACGGCGGAUAUUGUGACGGCCGUGACGCAUUUGCGUGCGCGCGGGGUCGAGUUUAUUUCUGUUCCGGAGACGUAUUAUCUUGCUAUGCGCAAGCGGCUGGCGGCGGCGGGAAUGCAGCUCGACGAGGACUUUGACGUGAUUCAGCGCCUGAAUAUCCUGAUUGAUUUUGACCAGUCGGGGUAUUUGUUGCAGCUGUUUACAAAGCCGCUUAUGGACCGCCCAACGGUGUUUAUUGAAAUAAUCCAACGAAACAAUUUUGCUGGAUUCGGAGCAGGGAACUUUAAGAGUCUCUUUGAAGCGAUUGAGCGAGAGCAGGCCGAGCGGGGGAACUUGUGA